UUUACCAUCCAUUCUGCGCCCGCACAAACGUAGUACGUCUCGCGUCCACGAACGGGGCGAAGAGGAAAGAGGAAGAAGAAGAGGGGAUCAGAUCAAGAUGCAGUACAAUAACUUGGGGCGGUCGGGGCUGAAGGUGAGCCAGCUCUCCUACGGGGCGUGGGUGACGUUCGGGAACCAGAUCGAUGUCAAGGAGGCGAAGUCGCUGCUGCAGUGCUGCCGCGACAACGGCGUCAACUUCUUCGACAACGCCGAGGUCUACGCCAAUGGCCGCGCCGAGGAGAUCAUGGGCCAGGCCAUCCGCGAGCUCGGCUGGCGCCGCUCUGAUCUCGUCAUCUCCACUAAGAUCUUCUGGGGCGGCCCUGGGCCCAACGACAAGGGCCUCUCCCGCAAGCACCUCAUCGAGGGCACCCGCGCCUCCCUUCGCCGCCUCGACAUGGACUACGUCGACGUCCUCUUCUGCCACCGCCCUGACGCCGCCACCCCCAUCGAGGAGACCGUCCGCGCCAUGAACCACAUCAUCGACAGGGGCUGGGCCUUCUACUGGGGCACCUCCGAGUGGUCCGCCCAGCAGAUCACCGAGGCCUGGGCCGUCGCUCACCGCCUCGACCUCGUCGGUCCCAUCGUCGAGCAGCCCGAGUACAACCUCCUGUCGCGCCACAAGGUUGAAGUGGAGUUCCUUCCUCUGUACAGCACUUAUGGCCUGGGUCUUACCACAUGGAGUCCGUUAGCAUCAGGAGUUUUGACUGGGAAAUACAACAAAGGAAAUAUACCACCUGAUAGUCGGUUUGCACUGGAUAAUUACAAGAAUCUUGCAAGCAGAUCACUGGUUGAUGACACGCUAAGGAAAGUUAAUGGACUGAAACCAAUUGCAGAUGAACUAGGUGUUCCUUUAUCUCAACUUGCAAUUGCUUGGUGUGCAUCAAAUCCACAUGUUUCAACAGUAAUUACUGGGGCCACGAAGGAGAGUCAGAUCGUCGAGAACAUACAGGCUCUUGAGGUCAUUCCCAAGCUGACGCCCGAUGUAAUCGAGAAGAUAGAGGCAGCUGUUCAAAGCAAACCCAAGCGUCCGGAAUCAUACCGGUGACUCCAUGCUUUCUAUUGUGACUUCACGGCGACUGGUGUUUGCACCACCACAGUUGCUUAUUUUUUGAGGUCGCCAUUAGUCGGUCUUGUUGAACUUAAAAACUUCUUUAGCUUUCUUCCUGGAACAUUGAACAUUUUUAUUCAUAAAGCUGUUGAUUGUGGGAACAAAUUUGAUCGAUCAACAUUGCGAAUUCCGCUGAACUUUCAUUUACGUUGUAUUUCUGCAAUCUUUGGUUGUC
Molecule: messenger RNA, 1322 nt
Organism: Musa acuminata subsp. malaccensis (wild Malaysian banana)
Lineage: Eukaryota; Viridiplantae; Streptophyta; Magnoliopsida; Zingiberales; Musaceae
Product: probable voltage-gated potassium channel subunit beta
Source: RefSeq, a predicted model, not a curated record